UAUUUUCAAGCUGUGUCGCUCGUGCUCGAUCCCGUCUGAGUUUCGUUCGUGUGAUUGUAUCUUCGGUGUUGGUGACGUAUUUCUAAUCCCUUGUUUGCUACUGUCUUUUCAUUUAACGACGAGCAACAGUGACCAAGGCUGUCAGAUGUGUCAUGCGACAUGGUGUCGCGUUUGCGCCUCAUCACCUUCGAUGCCACGAACACGCUCUUGCGGUACAAAGAAUCGGUCGGACAAACGUAUUCUAGGGUCGCUCAACUCUACGGAGUACCAGCGGAUCCGCAUCACGUACACCACAAGUUCAGGAUUGAGUUCAAGCGCAUGAUGGUUCAGCAUCCCAACUUCGGCAGUGACAGUGGUAUGACGUCGCAGGAAUGGUGGUCUGAGCUUGUUAGCCGAACGCUCUCCGGCUCAGGCUCCAUCAGCAAGCCCCUUAUGACAUCCAUCGCCAGUCACCUUUAUGAAUUGUACAGGACACCUGAAUGCUGGACGGCGAACAUAGGCACGAUUGAAACUCUUCAGGGUCUCAAACAGUCCGGUCGCAAGCUUGGCGUCAUCUCGAACACCGACGAGCGGUUGGACAGCAUUCUGACUGGUCUUCGGCUGCGGCAAUACUUUGAUUUUGUAAUUGCAUCGGCUGUGGUUAAGGUCCAGAAGCCUUCUAAGGACAUUUUCUCUUUGGCUUUAAUUUGUGCAAGCAGCGAUGAGUGCCUAAAGCCUGAUGACGCUCUGCACGUGGGUGAUAACGUCGAGCUUGACUACCUAGCUGCAAAAAGUGCUGGAUGGAAUGCCCUAUUGCUUGUGAAUGAUGAAUCGCAUAAACACCGAGCACUGUCAACAGGCCUUGUAAAUCCCGGCGAUGUGAUCCAGCAGCUAGAAGAUAUUGUCAAGGUGGUCGACACGAAGGAGUCGCACUGUGCCACAUAGUCAGUUUUUCUGGCUCGGAAACAUUUGUGCUCAGAGCAUGCGAUCCUGGGGUACAGUGUGGACUACUAGAGACACCGGUCAGUGCUAGACAGUGAGCGAACGCCGGCCGUAAAGAGAUCUGGUUUUGAAACUCGUUUGCAUGAUCGCAUGGUGCUGCCUUCUAGCAAACACGAGUUUCCGUCGCGUCGUUUUUGUUUUCUUUUUCGUAUGCUGGUACAUAGUGAUAGCAGAUGUACUAUGUUUAUAAAAUAUAUAUUUUUAGUCCAUUAUU
Rhipicephalus microplus (southern cattle tick) is the source of this 1195-nucleotide messenger RNA. Its product is annotated as rhythmically expressed gene 2 protein. NCBI's taxonomy places the organism in Eukaryota, Metazoa, Arthropoda, Arachnida, Ixodida, Ixodidae. Gene Ontology annotation, cellular component: nucleus. The record is from RefSeq and is a predicted model, not a curated record.